AUACCUUGGCUUCGCUUUCUAAACAAAGUAUUUAUAUUUUACACAUGUUGAUGAACUAAUGUCAGCGGCCUGCUUUACAAAGUUAGGAAAAAACGGCGAUUACCGGAAAGCGAAACUAAAUUUUACAAGAAAUUAAACUGUUAAGAAAAGAUGUCUGACAAUGAUGAUGAUUUCAUGUGUGUUGAUGAUGAAGAUUAUGGAUUGGAAUACUCUGAGGAUAGCAACUCGGAACCAGACGUCGACCUGGAAAAUCAGUACUAUAAUAGUAAAGCUUUGAAGGAAGAGGAUCCCCAAACGGCGUUGGUAUCGUUCCAGAAAGUAUUGGAUUUAGAGAACGGCGAAAAAGGCGAAUGGGGUUUUAAAGCGUUAAAACAAAUGAUUAAGAUAAACUUUAAAUUGAAUAAUUACGAGGAAAUGAUGAUACGCUACAAACAAUUGCUAACUUAUAUCAAAAGUGCUGUAACUCGAAACCAUUCUGAGAAAUCUAUUAACUCUAUAUUAGAUUACAUUUCCACUUCGAAAAAUAUGGAAUUGUUACAAAAUUUUUACGAAACCACUUUGGAAGCCUUAAAAGAUGCCAAAAAUGAUCGUCUGUGGUUCAAAACAAAUACCAAACUUGGUAAGCUUUACUUCGACCGCAAUGAAUUUUGUAAACUUCAAAAAAUUUUGAAGCAGCUGCAUCAGUCAUGUCAAACCGACGACGGUGAGGAAGAUUUAAAGAAAGGAACUCAAUUGUUGGAGAUUUAUGCUUUAGAAAUCCAAAUGUACACAGUCCAAAAAAAUAAUAAGAAACUAAAGGCUUUGUAUGAACAAUCACUACACAUUAAGUCAGCAAUACCUCAUCCCUUGAUAAUGGGUGUGAUUCGCGAAUGCGGUGGUAAAAUGCACUUGCGCGAAGGAGAGUUCGAAAAUGCACAUACCGAUUUUUUCGAAGCCUUUAAGAAUUACGACGAGUCAGGAUCACCAAGACGUACGACUUGUUUGAAAUAUUUGGUGCUGGCCAAUAUGCUAAUGAAAUCAGGCAUAAACCCUUUUGAUUCCCAGGAGGCUAAGCCGUACAAAAAUGAUCCGGAAAUUUUGGCCAUGACUAAUCUGGUGGUGUCAUAUCAAAAUAAUGAUAUUAACGAAUUUGAAUCUAUAUUAAGACACAAUCGUAGUAAUAUUAUGGCGGAUCCUUUUAUAAGAGAACAUAUAGAGGAUUUGCUGCGUAAUAUACGUACUCAGGUUUUAAUCAAGCUUAUACGUCCCUAUAAAAACAUAGCUAUACCCUUCAUAGCAAAUGCCCUAAAUAUAGAACCGAGCGAGGUGGAGAGUCUUUUAGUUUCUUGCAUUUUGGAUAACACUAUUCAAGGCCGUAUUGAUCAAGUUAAUCAAGUCCUUCAGCUGGAUAAGGAGAGUAGCUGUGGUUCUCGCUACAACGCCAUCGACAAGUGGUCAAAUCAAAUACAAUCCUUGCAAAUGGCUAUAAUUAACAAGAUGGCUUAAAUACAUAAAAUAAUU
Messenger RNA from Glossina fuscipes, 1500 nucleotides. RefSeq names its product COP9 signalosome complex subunit 2 (gene alien). Lineage: Eukaryota; Metazoa; Arthropoda; Insecta; Diptera; Glossinidae. Gene Ontology annotation, biological process: protein deneddylation. Bases 151 to 1485 code for a protein of 444 amino acids. The transcript is spliced from 6 exons. The record is from RefSeq and is a predicted model, not a curated record. Gene Ontology annotation, cellular component: COP9 signalosome.